Portunus trituberculatus (swimming crab) is the source of this 3917-nucleotide messenger RNA. RefSeq lists its product as uncharacterized. Lineage: Eukaryota; Metazoa; Arthropoda; Malacostraca; Decapoda; Portunidae. The coding region runs from base 281 to 1306 and encodes 341 amino acids. Gene Ontology annotation, cellular component: transcription factor TFIIA complex. Gene Ontology annotation, biological process: transcription initiation at RNA polymerase II promoter. The transcript has 8 exons. The record is from RefSeq and is a predicted model, not a curated record.
AGCUAGGAACUUGGGAACAAGAAGUGUUCCGAACUUCCGAAAUCUCAAGAGACUCGAUCGAAGCGGAUGCCAUGUGAUGUACGUACGUAGGGCACGGCAACAGCCAGAAGCAAGGAGAGUACGUCUUGCGGAUCCGCGGGAUUGUGAUGGUUGUUACAUGGUCAAGGAAGCAGUGUUGCACAAUAGUAGUUUGUUUUUAAACGCUAGGGCCUAUGCCCUAGACCAGAGAGUGGAAUGACUGGAGUGCACAUGGGACUGCAGUAAUCUUAAUUCCGUCAGUAUGGCACAGCAGCGAAAUGAUCAGCUAGCAAAUCUGUAUUUCAACCCACCUAUCAAUGGAUACGAACAGCUGGUGAUAUUCCUCAUGGAUGUUGUGCGGCAGAAUUGGAAGAACCUUGAGGAAGUAGAGCUUGUGGAGGAUGAAUGGAGAAAAAAGCUGAUUAAAGCAGGAGCUCUCCCUCACAGACCAAAUGAAAAAUAUUUCAGGCUGAGGCAUAUUGUGGAUAAAACCUGCUUUGGUGUGAAGUAUGACAGGAAAAUUAAUUCCCACUCAGCAUUCACUAUCUACACUCCUCUGAAAUGCUCUUCACCUAAUUUUUCUGUGUUAAGUCAUAUAAGAUGUAUAAUACUUGAACAAGUCCCAGAGCUUCUAGAGGCCCGCUCAAAAGGGGUUGAAUAUGAAGCUGAAUUCCUUCAAACUGAAUUGGUAAGAGAAUUGCAAAAGAGGGCCUUCCAUGUCCCUGAUUGUCUGCUGAGAUAUACAAAACACAUACAAGAGUUGAUCCAGCAAGGAAAUGGGAAGCUGAUACGUGACUUUUCAAAUGAGUCAGAUGAUGCAUCACAUGUUACCAUGGAUGCAUUACUGAAAUCAUUUAUUGGCAAGAAAGAAGUAUGGAAAUCUGCAUCUUUAGAAAUCCCCAGCAAAGUUAAAGAAGUGUGGAAGCCUGCCUUUAUGGAAAUCCCCAGCAAGAUAGAUGGUCUUUAUAAAAAACCUUGUCUCCCAAAGACAGCUGCUGAAGCAAAUAAAAAACUAAGGCUGUUCAUCUUAUACAAGAUGCUGACAUCUAGAGAACACUCUGGUAUUGAUGUUCCUGAUGAAAUUUUUCCAGAACAUGAAGAGGAUGAAUUGGUGAAUAAAGAAAAUAUCAUGAUAUGUCAGUUUUCAAAGGUUAUGAAGCCUAAACGGAUCAACAAUUACUUUCUGAAUGUUGUCUUGAAACUUGGAAACAGAGAUUACACCUUCAAAACAUGUCGAUUAAAAGUAUCACUUCCAAGUCACUCAGAUCUAGAAACAGGUGGUAAGUAGCACCUUUAGGUCUCAUAAUACUGCAAGCAUUCUUUUACGAGCUGCCAUAGUAUAGUGGGACCAAACGUUCUUUUGGGCAGGUAAAAAUUUUGAGUUUGAAAAUGUUUGUCUUGGUUAAGGAGAAAGGACUGAUAUCUUUCUUGUGAACUUUAAGUGGAAGUAGGAUCUUCAUAUCUAUACAUGCAUAAUGCAUAUAUAUAAUUGUGUUUACACACACACACACCACAUAGUGUAGUGAUUACCACACUCAACUCACAACUGAGAAGGCCCGGGUUUGAGUUCUGGACACAGUGAAGCAUAUGGCCGAGGCUCUUAAUGUGUAGCCAGUGUUCACCUAGCAGCAAGUAGGUAUGGGAUGUAAUACAAGGGAUUGCGGCCUCAUUUUCCUAGUGUGUGGUGUGGUCUCAGUCUUACCUGAAGAUUGGUGUAUGAGCUUUGAGCUUGCUUUGUAAUGGGGAAGGCUGGCUGGAUGACCUGCUGGCAACCGUAAACACACACCACGUAGUUAGCACACUCGGCUCACAACCGAGAAGGGCUGGGUUCGAGUCCUGGGUGUGGUGAGGCAAACAGGUGAGUCCUCUUAAAUUGUGUAGCCCCUGUUCAUCUAGCAGCAAGUAGGUACAAGAUGUAAUUCGAGGGGUUUGUGGCCUUGCUUUCCCAGUAUAUGGAAUGUGGUGUGGUCUCAGUCUUACCAAAAGAUCAGUUUAUGAGCUCUGAACUUGUUCCAUAAUGGGGAAAGCUAGUUGCAUGGGUGACCGUGAAUACAAUACACACACAGCAUAUAAAUACAUACCAAUAUUUGAGACCUGAAAAGUUAUUUUCAUUUGGAUACACUAUUUAUUGUGCGCUGAUGACAAAAUUAAAAAGUUGAAUGAUACAAAAUUUUGAUUUAUGAAGAAACACAUCUUUAACAAAUUUUAAUUGUAAAGAAUAGUGGCUUCAUAUUAUGAUACACUAAUUUACAAGUCACAUCCUGAAUUGUAAUUACUAAUGGAGGAGUCUGAGUAGUAAUAUCUCACUUCAGAACUAUGACCAACAAGUGAUAUAUGUAGGAAAUUUACUUUGUAAUUAGAAUAAUGUCUGGAUUCAUUUUUUUCACUUUCGUAGGAUAUAUGUAGGAAGUUUACUUUGUAAUUAGAAUAAUGUCUGGAUUAAUUUUUUUUCACUUUCGUAGUAUUUUGUCUUAAUUAGAUAAAGUAGAAAAAAGUAUUCAUACUUUUGAGUGAUUCUCAAGUGUUUGUUUGUAGGAAGUAAGAAAAAAGCCACGGAGGUCAUAUGGAACAUUUUUGUUGUUAUUACACGGACUUGUUGUUGUCAUAGGAUGGAACAGUUUAGGUUUGAAUAGGAUCUGACUGGAAUUAUGUAGAUCUUGGUCUUCACUUAAGUGAUUUUAGAGGAAAGGUGAUUUAUUUAUGGAUUUGUAUCAAAGUAAAGUAUGCAUAUAAAUGAUGUCCCUGCAAGUUUCAGAAUUUCUAUACAGAACAACCUAGCUGCAUUCCAUAUUACCAUCCUUACAGCAAAUCUUGACUAUUAGCUAUUAAACAUGUACUGUACACCUUGGUUUUUACUCUCUCUCUCUCAUAUUUUUUUUUAUCUUAUCCUCCUUUUAUCCUAGUGAUCUUUAUUUCAUGUCUUGUAGAACUUUCUACUUUUUUUUUUCACCAUGGAAGCAUUUCUCCUGCUGUGUUUGCAUUUUGUGCUAUUUGUGUAGUUAUUUAGCAAAAUUUCUUUUGUCUGACCAUGGGUCCUAAGCAAGUGGCACUUGUAAUGACAUGUUUAAACAUGGAAACAUGGAAAGGAGGCUGAGACAGACCUUUAUAGAUAACGAUUUUGUGAAAUGCUCUGCAGAUGAAAAAAAGAGAAGUGUGGAAAAAAAAAAAAAAAGUAAAAGGAAUCAAGUUAAGCAAAAGUGAAUUAAAAAAAAUAUACCAAUUAAGUUCAGCACUAAACUAUAACAUUAAGAUUGUAAAAAGAAAAUUCAUUGAUUAAGUGAGUGUUUAUGAUGAAUGAAUAUGACUGAAAAACUACAAAAUGAAACAAGCUCCACCCUUCUCCUCUGCCUGGAGCUUACUUCCUCCACCCUCAACCUCUGCCAGCAUCUUCAUUAGCCCAAGUUGUUUGAUCUCCAAAUAAUAUACUUUAUUAACCCCUUCAGUACUAUGAUGUGUUUCCAUAUUUAUUUCCCUUACUAUUUGAUGAUUUUAUACAGCUUCAGAAACUUCUAUAUGGGGAUUAGAAUACUGAAGACUGUUGCCAUCAAUCUUCUGACCUUCCUGUCAAUAAAAUUGUCUUAUCAUACACAAAUCUCAAGGUAAAAAUGUGUUCCAGUAUUGAAGGGGUUAAACCAGUUUAUUUAUUUACAUUAUCUUUUAUGAUGUUUUUAUACAUUAUUUUUUAUGGAUAAAUAUUUUUUUCUUAAGUAAGGAAAAAAAAAUUUGGAAGUUAAAAUGGAUUAACGGCAUUUAAAUUAAUUUCAAUGGAGAAAAAAUUAUUUGAAUCAUGAGCAAAUUGAGAUACGAGCUCUGUCACAGAAUGAAUUAAACUCGAAAAUGUUAUAUAUAUAUAUAUAUAUAUAUAUAUAUAUAUAUAUAUAUAUAUAUAUAUAUAUAUA